Molecule: messenger RNA, 639 nt
Organism: Penicillium subrubescens
Lineage: Eukaryota; Fungi; Ascomycota; Eurotiomycetes; Eurotiales; Aspergillaceae
Exons: 1
Coding region: 1-639 (212 amino acids)
Source: RefSeq, a predicted model, not a curated record
AUGGACACGACCCAACUCUCGAUUCGGGGCCUCGACUACACCUCCGAAUACCGCGCAUUACAAGUUUUACAAGUCUACUUCACCGUCCUCGUGAACCGCCAACUACGCCGACGCUUGCAACUCGAACAAAAGGUCAUGCGAGAUCUCCCCGCCCCCCGGCGAUUCCGGACAAUCCUCCUCCUUGAACCUGUCCCAACUUUAUCUAAACCGCCCACCCUUAUCGCCACCGACAUUCAAAACACCCUUCAAUUUCUAGAAACAAAAGUGCGUCUACUCCGCGACCGCGUCGAGAAAGGCAAGGAGCUUAUCUCCGAAAUUGAACGCCGCAUGCAAAACUCUUCUAUCGCCUUUCCGACUCACUUCUGCCACACUUGCAUCGUGGGUAGUGAAUUCGGUGGCGUUGAGAUUUUGCUGACAAAAUGCGGACACCGGGUUUGUCAAACUUGUCUCGCCUUUGAGACUUACCAAGGGGGGGUUUAUGAGUGCCCCAUCUGCUUUCGGCCGGCGGAUUUUGUGGGAAGGGAAAAGGUGAGGUUGAUUACAGGCAUUGAGGCAGGAUUACAGGCAGGUAUAUCCAGGCAAAAGGGCUCUAAGAAGAAGGAUGCUAGUGUGUUGAAGAUGUUAGUUACUAUGGUUUAG